AUGGGCCCCUGGAAAUCCAUCGGUAUAAAAACUAAAGGUGAAAAUAUUUUCAACUCCGAAAAUGAAGUUGCAAUAAUUUGUGGAAAUCAAAGAUUGGAAGACAGAGAAUAUUGGAUGUACCAUAGUCUGCCUACUUCUGAAAUAUAUAUAAAAGGCGUUUCUACUUUUCUUAAGGUUGCUGAAGUUAAUUGGAGGAAUGUUGGCUCUAAAGAUAUUUGGUGUCCUUGUAGGAUUUGUAAAACCUUUCAAAAAUAUGAAAAUAUUAGAGAUAUAGAGUAUCAUUUGAUUGCAAAUGGUUUUAUGCCUAGUUACACUUAUUGGACAAAGCAUGGCGAAUCACGAAUUGAUGGUGCCACGACAUCGGUUAAUUUAGAGAAUGUGGAACAUGAUGAUUUCUUAUACGGUGACAAUUUAAACAAGGAAAAUUUAUAUGAUGACAAUUUAAAUAAUGACAGUCUAAAUGAUAACAAUUUAGAUGACAUGUUUAAUGAUUUGGAGAAUGAUGAUAUUGACGAUGAUGAUAGAGUAAAAUUACAACAUCUAUUUGAAGAUGCACAAAAACCAUUAUAUAAUGGUUGUGAGAUUUCUAAACUUGAAGCUGUUUUGAUGUUGUUUACCUUGAAAGCAAAAAACAGAUGGAGUGAUACAAGUUUCACAGAUGUAUUAGUAGUUUUGCAUGACAUGCUUCCGAAUAGUAAUGUGUACGCGAGAAAAAGAAAAACCGGUGAAUAUGAUAAUGAUGUGAAGAAAAAUGGACCACCGGCUAAAGUAAUGUGGUAUCUUCCUAUUAUACCGAGACUAAAACGAUUAUUUUCAAACGAGAAAGAAGCAAAAUUAUUAUGCUGGCAUUCAGAUGAGCGUAUAAAGGAUGGGAAAUUAAGACAUGUGGCGGAUUCUCCACAAUGGAGAAAUAUUAAUAGAAAAUAUCCAGAAUUUGGUAAUGAGGUUAGGAAUAUAAGGUUUGGGCUUAGCUCCGAUGGAUUCAAUCCUUUUGGAAACGCUAGUAGUGGUCAUAGUACGUGGCCGGUUCUUCUUUGCAUCUACAAUCUUCCACCAUGGUUUUGCAUGAAACGAAAAUAUAUAAUGAUGUCGUUGUUGAUUCAAGGUCCGAAACAACCCGGUAAUAACAUCGAUGUUUAUAUGUCCCCGUUGAUUGAUGACCUAAAAACUCUAUGGGAAUCUGGUGUAAAUGUGUAUGAUGCUUAUAAGAAGGAAUAUUUUGACUUGCGUGCCAUGAUUUUUUGCACCAUAAGUGAUUUCCCGGCAUAUGCUAAUUUAUCUGGAUAUAGCACGAAAGAAAAACAGUAUACAUGGGACACCGAAGCUUGUCCUGUUUGUGAAGAUGAGACAAGUUCCCGUGUUGAUGAAAACCACUUUUCACCAUAUGGUGAUCUUUCAAUAGUGCAAGUAGAAGACGACCCCAAAACAUCCAAUGUUACAGCUCAGAUAUAUUUCAGAACACGUCAUGCAGCUGAGAAGGCGUUUGUGGGUGGCAAAUCCUGGAAAGGCCUUGACAUGUUUAAGGUGUAUUUUAGAAGCUUAAUGGAGCUUGGGAAUGAAGUUAGGAAGAACGGGAGCGAAAAACGGAGCUAA
This is a messenger RNA of Helianthus annuus (common sunflower), 1593 nucleotides long. RefSeq lists its product as uncharacterized. The transcript is spliced from 6 exons. NCBI's taxonomy places the organism in Eukaryota, Viridiplantae, Streptophyta, Magnoliopsida, Asterales, Asteraceae. The coding region runs from base 1 to 1593 and encodes 530 amino acids. The record is from RefSeq and is a predicted model, not a curated record.